Molecule: messenger RNA, 294 nt
Organism: Colletotrichum costaricense
Lineage: Eukaryota; Fungi; Ascomycota; Sordariomycetes; Glomerellales; Glomerellaceae
Exons: 1
Coding region: 1-294 (97 amino acids)
Source: RefSeq, a predicted model, not a curated record
AUGAACCGACAGAACCCGGGACAGGGCACGCUGAGCAUGGCUUAUCACUCUCGGAAGCGACCUGCUGCCGUCCUCGAUAAGAGCGAGGAUGAUUAUGAAGCGGGCCAGCGCUCCACUAACGCCUUUAAAAGGCGGGAGCAAGCUCUAGCAAAGGCGCCGACUAGACACAUGGUGAUAACCAUUAGAUACUCUGAACAGGCAGCCUACCAAGCCAUGAGAAAGGAGAUUAUCCACACCCCUGACCUUAGCGACAUGUACAAUAAUAUCAUGCACACGGUUACUACCACUCGGUAG